Messenger RNA from Xenopus laevis (African clawed frog), 1455 nucleotides. RefSeq lists its product as uncharacterized. The record is from RefSeq and is marked predicted. Lineage: Eukaryota; Metazoa; Chordata; Amphibia; Anura; Pipidae.
AUCAUACGUCCGUUACAACAUUCGCUGUGGAUUACUUUGUUGGGAUUCUUCUCAGCUAAGAGGCGUUUAUUUUUUAUUUUAUUUUUGUUUUAUACAGUUUCAUUUUUUACCCUGAAAGAUGUGUUCUGGCGGCUGUGCAAAGUGCUUGGGCAUUAGUCUUAUACCACUAGCCAUUCUGUGUAUAUUGGCUAAUAUAUUAUUAUUUUUCCCUGGAGGAAAAGUUGCUGAUAAUAAUGACCAUAUCACGAAUGAAGUCUGGUACUUUGGAGGAAUAUUGGGUUCUGGAGUUCUGAUGAUUUUUCCAGCAUUGGUGUUUCUGGGUCUAAAGAACAAUGACUGCUGUGGGUGUUGUGGCAAUGAGAGCUGCGGAAAAAGAUUUGCUAUGUUCACUUCUAUAAUAUUUGCUGCCAUUGGCUUCGUUGGAGCUGGUUACAGCUUUAUUAUAUCGGCAGUUGCCAUUCAUAAGGGACCAAAAUGUGAUGUUGGCAAUGGAAAUUAUAGCUAUCCAUUCCAUGAUGGAAACUACUUGGGAAACACAGAUAUGUGGAAAUUAUGUGCAGGGCCUGGUGAUAUUGUACCAUGGAACUUGACUCUCUUCUGCUUGCUCCUCAUAAUGAGCGGUGUUCAGGCCGUACUCUGCGCCAUUCAAGCAAUCAAUGGACUCAUAGGAACAAUCUGUGGGGACUGCAAAUGUUGUGGAUGUUGUGGGGGUGACGGUCCUGUUUAACUCUACUCCAGUCCUCAGUAAAUCCGACAGCAGUCUCUUCAUCGAGCAUGGAGAAGAUUUCUGUGCAGGAAUCCAGUUCCUCCGAUGAACACUAUAGCGGGAAGAUUAAGGAUGAAGGACUAACAUUCAGCUCUGACUUAAUCUUCAGCCAUGUAGACAGACUAUAUAACUGCUAAACAAUAUUUGCAGCACUGCAGAUAAUGCCACCUUGUUGGUGCACUAUAUAAUUUUCCUUUUUUUCCAAGUGAACAUGAACAAUCGGGUUCCAUUUAACUCCAGCAUGUUGUCCAGUUCAGGUAUUUACACUAUAUUAGGGCAUGCAUUCAGGAUGUGCUUUAUCAGAUUUAUCCGCUUGUAUUCUUGCAUCCUAGUAAGUCUCGUAAAGUAGGUGAGAGGGGGUGUGCCCUGCAAUGCUGCUAUCAGAACUGAUAAUAUUUAUUGCUUCACUUUUAUACUUCCCAAGGAUCACCAGCAUAGGCAGCAAUGGCUGGAGGAUGGAAAAACCAUUGUAGUUUACCAGAAUUUGCUCUGAAAACAUAGAAAGAAUGUCAAAAUUGCAAUUAUAAUGUCAGCCCCAUGGAUUCAGUGCUAUACUCACCCCUGCAAGUUGAAUAUUUUCCUGAAAAAUACAUAUUAACAUUUAAAUGUGUUUUUUUAAAAACAAUGCCCAAAAGUAACAUUAUUUAUGUAUGCAAAUAAUAUAUGAUCAAUAAAGAAAUGUUUUUUUC